CUGGAUCUGGAUCUAUGUCCCACUCCGUCCGGGCUGCAGGAAGCGCCUUCCCACCACUGAGUGGGAGCCGGAGCAAGUGCGGGGCGACUGCGGGGGAUUCCGUCUCUCUUCCGUCUCUGAUCCUGGCUCUGUUAUCUGGAGGAAAAACCUUUCUCUUUUUAAGCAUCUUUUCCCGAAGUGAAGGCGUGCAGGGAUCCCUGGAGCAGAGCACCAGAGAUCUGAUCUGAUGAGUGUGUGGGCUCCCAGCUGAUGAGCAGCUCCCCCCGGACCCGAGCAGAGCAGAGCACCAGUCAGAAUAUGGGCCUGGGAUCCAGAGGGCUGCCACCUUUCACCAGAGCUGUUCUCCACCUCGUGUUGCUGGCCAGACUGGUCCCCCCGUCCCACGCUGAGAGCAUACCCAGCUUCAUCAAGUCCCCCGAUGAUCAGAUAGGGAUUUCAGGAGGAGUGGCGUCAUUCGUUUGUCAGGCUGUCGGUGAACCCAGACCUCGCAUCACCUGGAUGAAGAAAGGGAAGAAAGUCAGCUCUCAGCGAUUUGAGGUGUUGGAGUUCGACGACGGGUCCGGCUCAGUGCUGCGCAUCCAGCCUUUGAGGACGCACCGCGAUGAAGCCAUCUACGAAUGCACAGCCAGCAACAGCGUGGGCGAGAUCAACACCAGCGCCAAGCUCACCGUGUUGGAGGAGGACCAGAUACCCCACGGUUUCCCCAACAUCGACAUGGGGCCCCAGCUGAAGGUCGUGGAGAGGACGCGGACCGCUACGAUGCUGUGUGCGGCCAGCGGACACCCCGACCCAGAGAUCCACUGGUUCAAAGACUUCCUGCCCGUGGACAUCGACAGCAGCACCGGGCGGAUCAAGCAACUGCGCUCAGGUGGUACACCGAUAAGAGGAGCGCUUCAGAUCGAGAACAGCGAGGAGUCGGACCAGGGCAAGUACGAGUGCGUGGCGGUGAACAGAGCUGGGACCCGGUACUCCGCUCCGGCCAACCUCUACGUCCGAGUUCGCCGUGUGCCUCCCCGUUUCUCCAUCCCCCCCACUAAUGCCGAGGUCAUGCCUGGCGGCAGCGUCAACCUCACCUGCGUGGCUGUCGGGGCUCCCAUGCCUUUCGUCAAGUGGGUGAGUGGAGAAGAGGAGCUGACUCAGCAGGACGAGAUGCCCAUCGGCCGCAACGUCCUGGAGCUCACCAACAUCCAGCGCUCCGCCAACUACACCUGCGUGGCCACGUCCUCCCUGGGCCUGAUCGAGACCACGGCCCAGGUCACAGUCAAAGCUCUUCCCAAGAUGCCCACCUCCCUCCUCGUGACGGAGACCACAGCCACCAGCGUCACUCUUACCUGGGACUCUGGAAACCCUGAGCCGGUGUCCUACUAUGUGAUUCAGUACCGGUCCAAACUGUCUGAUAACGGCUUCCAGGAAGUGGACGGCGUAGCCACGACGCGCUACAGCAUCGGUGGCCUCGGCCCCUUCUCCGAAUACGAGUUCCGUGUCAUGGCUGUCAACAGCGUUGGCCGGGGGCCUCCGAGCAGCACCGUGGACACCCGCACGGGCGAGCAAGCGCCCUCAUCACCACCCCUUCAUGUGCUAGCAAGCAUGCUGAGCUCCAGCACCAUGCUGGUGCAGUGGGAACCUCCAGAGGAGCCCAAUGGGCAGAUCCAGGGCUACCGUGUGUACUACAGCUCUGAGCCCGGAGACCCCCUCAGCUCGUGGCAGAUACACAACACUGAUGCCAGCCAGUUCACCACCAUCUCAGCUCUGACCGCAGACAUCACCUACAGCCUUACAGUCCUAGCCUUCACGUCUGUGGGAGACGGGCCGCCCUCUGAUGUGCUACAGAUCAAAACCAGGCAAGGAGUUCCAGCUCAGCCGUCUUCUUUCGAGGCUGAAGCUGAGCUGGAUACGCGCGUCAUGUUGUCGUGGCUUUGGCCUGUCCAGGACGCCGUCAUUAGUUUUGAUCUGCUUUACUGGGAAGCAAACACCCCCGCUGACAAGCAUCGCGUCACCUUCGGUGCAGCAGGCUCGUACGCCGUUGAUGGACUGAAGCCAGAUACUCUCUACUUGUUUUCGCUGGCCGCUCGGUCCGACGUGGGUCUGGGAGCCUUCACUCAGCCUGCUGAGGCCAGGACUGCCCAGUCCCUGCCUGCAGCUCCUCCCAGACGGGUGGAGGCAGAGGUGCUCAACUCCACGGCCGUCAGGAUGACCUGGAAGCCUCCCCUGUCGGUGAAGCAGCACGGGCAGGUCCAAGGCUACCGGCUCGUCUGCUCCAGGCUGGAGAACGGCCAGCCCUACGGCCAGUCCAUCUUCAUGGACAUUUCAACCCCGGACGCUCAGGAGGCCGUCAUCACCGGCCUGCUCCCCGAGACCACGUAUCUGCUGCUCCUGGCCGCCUACACCAGCAAGGGAGACGGAGCUCGCAGCAAAGCCAGGACGCUCACCACCACAGGAGCAGUGCCUGGAAAACCCACCAUGAUGAUCAGCACCAUGAUGGGGAACACUGCUCUGAUCCAGUGGCAACCUCCUAAAGAGAUUGUGGGGGAACAUGUGGGAUAUCAGCUACAGUACAAGCGAGCAGACGAGGAAAGUUUUACUGUCAAAGACUUUAGAAAGACAGACGAUUAUUUCACAGUAACAGGCCUCCACAAGGGAACCACUUACAUCUUCAAACUAGCUGCUAAAAACCGAGCAGGCCUUGGGGAGGGGUACAUGAAGGAGAUAGUCACCCCUGAAGACAUCCCCAGCAGCUAUCCACAAAAUCUGAGUGUUGUGGGCUUAACUUCCUCGUCCACAAAGCUGGCAUGGGAGCCUCCUCCUCUGGCAGAGAGAAAUGGAAAGAUUGUCAAGUAUGAGGUGGUUUAUCGAGAUAUUAACAGCCAGCACAACAACACGAACACUACCGCAGAAACCCAGAUGGCGAUCCAGGGUUUGCAACCUGACACAACGUAUGACAUCAGAGUUCAAGCUUUCACCAGCAAAGGAGGUGGACCCCUAAGCCCCAGCGUCCAAAUCAGGACCAUGUCCACCUCAAUGCCAGCGUUUACCAGGAACUUCGGAGCCCAGGCGGUCAUGAAGUCCUCGGUCCUGCUGACCUGGGAAGUGCCAGAAACCUACAACUCUCAAGUGCCUCUGAAGAUUCUGUAUAAUCAGCAAAGUGUGGAGGUUCAAGGCCACCUGAGGAAGAAGCUGAUCACCCAGUUGCAGCCGGACACGGAGUAUUCCUUCGUGUUGAUGAGCCGGGGAAACGGCGCCGGCGGCAUCCAGCAGCAGGUUUCCAUCCGGACGGCUCCCGACCUGCUGAGCAAGAGGCCCACUCCCUUCCAGCCGGACGAAGAGGACGACGGGAAAGUGACGAUCUUCAUGCCUGAGGUUCCUGCUGCAGUCCCCGUCAGGUGGUUCUACGUAGUGGUUGUCCCGGAGAGCCCGGAUUCCCUAAAGAGGUGGGAAAACCCUCAAGAGAUGGACAUACUUGAGCUGGUGGAGGCUGGAGCUGACGGCAGUCUGCAGGGGGAAAGCCAAGACUUCCUGCAGCCCUUCAUCGCCGCUAAACUCCACGCCCUGCCAGAGGUCUUCAUUCUGGGAGACGAGAAGAAAUACAACGGCUUCUACAACAAGCUUCUCCCCGGCGAGCAGCAGUACCGCUGCUUUGUCCUAGCGGACCUGAUGAAGCACGAGCCUCAGAGGACGUUUGCGUCCAGCCCCGUCUCCGAGGCGUUCCUGGUGAAGCUCAGCGGGGUGAUACGGCAUCCUCAGGAGGACCCAGAGAUGCUGUGGGUGAUGGGUCCCGUGCUGGCUGUUAUCAUCAUCAUCAUUGUUGUCAUUGCCAUUUUACUCUUCAAAAGGAAACAUAAAUCUGCAGCCAAGAAGGAGGACGUGGCGGGGAUGAAAGACUCGGUGAUGGCUCACAUCGCAGAUCCAGUGGAGAUGAGGAGAAUGAAUUACCAAACACCAGGGAUGAAAGAACAUAUUCCUAUUGCUACUUUCGACCUGGAAGACCACACGGAGAGAUUGAAGGCCAAUGAUGGUGUGAACUUCUCACAGGAAUAUGAGUCCAUUGAUCCAGGACAGCAGUUCACCUGGGAACACUCCAACAUGGAGCUCAACAAGCCAAAGAACCGCUAUGCAAAUGUUAUUGCUUACGACCACUCCAGGGUCAUCCUCGCGCCUGUAGACGGAGUUCCAGGAAGUGACUACAUAAAUGCCAACUACAUGGACGGCUACAGGAAACAGAACGCUUACAUUGCCACGCAAGGCCCUCUGCCAGAGACCUUCAGUGACUUCUGGAGGAUGGUGUGGGAGCAGAGGGCUUGCACAAUCGUCAUGAUGACCCGGCUAGAAGAGAAGUCACGGGUUAAAUGUGACCAGUACUGGCCCAGUCGAGGUACGGAGACGUAUGGGAUGAUUCAGGUCACUGUGCUGGAUAGUAUGGAGCUGGCUUCCUACAGCCUGCGAACAUUUACUCUUCACAAGAGUGGCUCAAGUGAGAAGAGAGAAGUUCGACAGUUCCAGUUUCUCACCUGGCCUGAUCACGGUGUACCGGAGUAUCCCACCCCGACGCUGGCCUUCGUUCGAAGAGUCAAGGCUUGUUAUUCUCCAAAUGCUGGACCCAUGGUGGUUCACUGCAGCGCCGGCGUGGGCCGCACUGGCUGCUUCAUCGUCAUAGAUGCCAUGCUUGAGAGGAUGAGGCACGAGAAGUCGGUGGACAUAUACGGCCACGUGACAUGCAUGCGGGCUCAGAGGAACUACAUGGUACAGACGGAGGAUCAGUACGUCUUCAUCCACGAGGCUCUGCUGGAAGCUGCCACUUGUGGCACCACGGAGGUCCCGGCCCGCAGCCUGUUCGCCCACAUCCAGAAGCUGAGCCACAUCACGACCGGGGAGACCACCACUGCCAUGGAACUGGAGUUUAAAAAGCUGGCCAGCUCAAAAACACACACCUACAGGUUCAUCAGCGGCAACCUGCCAUGUAACAAGCUGAAGAACCGCCUGGUGAACAUCCUGCCUUUCGAGCCCACUCGCAUCUCCCUGCAGCCAAUCAGAGGAGUGGAGGGCUCCGAUUACAUCAAUGCCAGCUACAUGGACGGAUACAGGAAACAGAAAGCGUACAUCGCCACCCAGGGCCCGUCGGCUGAAACCACCGAGGACCUGUGGAGGAUGCUGUGGGAGUACAACUCCACCAUCGUAGUCAUGCUCACCAAACUCCGCGAGAUGGGACGGGAGAAAUGCCACCAGUACUGGCCGGCCGAACGCUCCGCACGCUACCAGUACUUUGUGGUGGACCCCAUGGCGGAGUACAACAUGCCUCAGUACAUCCUGAGAGAGUUCAAGGUCACGGACGUCAGGGACGGUCAGUCGAAGACCAUUCGGCAGUUUCAUUUCACCGACUGGCCGGAGCAGGGAGUCCCUAAAACUGGAGAGGGUUUCAUCGACUUCAUUGGCCAAGUUCAUAAAACGAAAGAGCAGUUUGGACAAGAAGGACCGAUCACUGUGCACUGCAGCGCUGGUGUUGGCCGGACCGGCGUGUUCAUCACUCUGAGCAUCGUGCUGGAGAGGAUCAGGUACGAGGGCGUGGUAGACGUCUUCCAGACCGUCAAGAUUCUCCGAACCCAGAGGCUGGCCAUGGUUCAGUCAGAGGACCAGUACCAGCUGUGCUACAGGGCUGCUCUGGAGUAUCUAGGAAGCUUUGAUCACUAUGCAACAUAACCCAACCCAGAAGAACCUCAGGAGAGUGAAGUGGUCUCCGAGCCAUACCCACGCUGCUCCAGUACUCCCCGUUUCCUGAUGAGGAAGCCAUGAGCAGGCCUGGUGAGAGGAUGACAACGGUGGGACUGAGUGGAGGUUAAAGGACAGACCGGGCAAGGUGUCGUCACCUCCUUGUGGACUGCUGCCAGGACGCUGGCACAGAUCCCACACCAAAGUCCCCUGACAGUCAGCUCUGAAAGAUUUGUACUGACUCCCCGCCUCAUUCACACCACUCCUCAACAAGUUUUCUAUUUCCUUUGUUGUCACUGUAUUAAAUAUUUAAGGUUUUAUUGUCAUUUCAUAUUGUUUAACACACAAUAACAUGUCAUAAUUUGUUUUUUCUUAAAACAUGUUUCUGUCAGUUACUAUUUAAUGAUAAUGGAUACUUUUUCAACACAGUUUGAGUUAUUAAAAUUGUAUACUCACAGCUGCAGAUAAGAUCAUUUCGUAACAUGCACAUGAAGUUUUGAUGUUGUUAUUGACAAAAUGUUGUCACAGGGGAACAUUGUUUACUUUCAUCUCUAUACUAAAUGAGAAAAC
Messenger RNA from Cololabis saira (Pacific saury), 6270 nucleotides. Its product is annotated as receptor-type tyrosine-protein phosphatase F-like. The transcript has 32 exons. The coding region runs from base 250 to 5691 and encodes 1813 amino acids. Gene Ontology annotation, molecular function: protein tyrosine phosphatase activity; protein binding. Gene Ontology annotation, biological process: protein dephosphorylation. NCBI's taxonomy places the organism in Eukaryota, Metazoa, Chordata, Actinopteri, Beloniformes, Belonidae. The record is from RefSeq and is a predicted model, not a curated record.